UAACAUUCUCAGUCUUGUCAGUAUUACCGUUGCAGAGUGAACUGGUGUGGUUGCGCGACGUUUCUCGAAAUUAAAGAUUUUCUGCGAUAGAAUUUGAAAAUCAAAGCAUCAAGAAAUACUUCUCUUGGUAUUGUCAACAUAAAAGUGUGACGGUUGUGUGAACAAAACCUAUUACUGCCAAUAUUAGUCUAGAUUGUCACCAGUUGGUCAAGUUACCUUGGAAUAUCCGAUAUAAAACAGUAUUUAGCUGGCCUCGUGCUUAGAAAAUGGCCAAAUGGGGCGAAGGAGAUCCACGCUGGAUUGUGGAAGAACGACCUGACGCUACUAAUGUCAAUAAUUGGCACUGGACGGAAAAAAAUGCCGGUCCGUGGUCCAAGGACCGUCUAAAAGAAUUAUUGAAUAAUUUAAUAAUAGCUCAGAAUGGUAUAGAUUGUAAGGUGACUGAGGUUGAAAAGGUUGAUGGUGAAGCUUCUGCGAAUAAUAGGAAAGGAAAAUUAAUAUUUUUCUACGAGUGGGACAUUAAACUGAAGUGGGAAGGUCGUCUGGCCGGCGCUAGUGAACUGGUCAAAGGCGAGGUGCACAUCCCCAACCUUUCGGAGGAGAAUGAUGUCAGUGAGGUGGAUAUGACGGUAACAAUCAAGGGUAGCGGUGAAGAAGCCCAGAGGGUUAAAUCUUUCAUGCACAACUUUGGAAAAGAUGAAAUCCGUAAACAACUCAAGGAAUAUAUAAGAAGUUUGAAGGAAGAGUUCUCUAAAGGUCUAAUCCUACCUAAGAAAGGAGAAACAUCAGUCAAACCGGACAGUGUGUCAACCAUCACAAGUGGUUUUAAUAAGAAAAUAAACAUGGAACCUGUAAUUUCUACAGAGAAAAAGCAAAUAGGUUGUAAACUGGACACUAAAACUAUUGAAUUAACGGAAACUUUCCAAUGCCGUGCCGAAGAGUUUUAUAAUGCAAUGACAAGGAUAGAAAUGGUGACCGCCUUCACUCAGGGUCAUGUGAAAAUGGAUCCAGAGAAAGGAGGCAAGUUUGCAUUAUUUGGUGGAAAUGUGACAGGAGAAUUUAAAGAGUUGGUCCCUGGGAAGAAAAUUGUCCAGUAUUGGAGAUAUAAACAAUGGCCAGAACAACAUUUCUCUGAAGUUACAUUUACUAUCGAUGAAAAGGAUGACCACACUCUGGUGACAUUGAAGCAGGAACUGGUCCCGGCUGCGGAAGUUGAGCAGACGGAGGAGAACUGGAAGCGUUACUACUUUAACAGUAUCAAGAGAGCGUUCGGCUUCGGCGCAUUCCUCUGAUCUUUGCACCAAGGUUAGAAAAAUUAGAUCCAAUUAUAUCAAGGAAUAUCCAAUGAAAUGAGCGUUGUCUGCUUAAGCCCCCUUUAAGUUAAACCUCACUUGAUCCAAUGCAUUGUGCAGCAUUCUCAGUUUCAAACAGCUCCGGACAAUGUGUCUUGCUUGUUUUUUUUUAUUUAAUUAGCUUGAUGUAAGCAAGUGAUUAGUUGAUUGUACCACUAAUAAAUUAUGUUAGGUAUUU
Molecule: messenger RNA, 1530 nt
Organism: Papilio xuthus (Asian swallowtail)
Lineage: Eukaryota; Metazoa; Arthropoda; Insecta; Lepidoptera; Papilionidae
Source: RefSeq, a predicted model, not a curated record